AUGCGCCUGUUCUUCGCGGAAAACCGGUUUAACCGGUUGUGGCAGGAGGAGUUAGCGAAGCAGCGCAACGUCACUGAGCAGGCGAAGGCGGUGUCUGCGCAGGCGCAGGCCAGCAUCGAUGAGGCGUUGAAAAAGGUCAAUGAUGCGCAGGAGAAAUUAGAAAAGACGCAGCAGCAGAACUGGCAGUACGCGCCGUACGGAAAGAACUCCAAGGGAGCUGGAAAGAAAGGUUGGUACUGUUGCUUGUGUUGGUGUCUAAAAGUCUUGGUAGGUCGAUAUGCCAGUCAUGCAUGUCUAGUCGGUAUCGAUGUCACAGUGCGAAACCAUGCCACACUACAACUUCACAUGAUCAACAUCGAAUUUGUCAAGGUAAAGGCAAAAAGGGACAGAAACCACUGUGCUUUGAGUUCAUGAGCAACGGAGGGCGCUGCUCCUGGGGCAACGAGUGCACCUACCGCCAUUUGAAGAAGAACGACCUCUCUGAGUCGGAGUACAAGAAGAUGCAGGAAG
This is a messenger RNA of Amoebophrya sp. A120, 510 nucleotides long. NCBI's taxonomy places the organism in Eukaryota, Dinophyceae, Syndiniales, Amoebophryaceae. The record is from the annotation of a GenBank genome assembly.